CAAGGGAAUGACAACACCAGGGCCUUCGCAUCUCUUCUCUACGCUGGUGGAUGUGGUACGGACGUAUCACACUAAAGUAGUUAGUUAGCUUGCAACUAGAAGACAUUCUUUAUGUGCUACCUGGAGCUACAGAAGAAUGGCAGAUGACAAGGACGUGUUGCGGGACGUGUGGUUCGGGCGGAUUCCCACUUGCUUCACACUCUACCAGGACGAAAUCACCGAGAGGGAAGCGGAACCCUUCUACUUGCUCCUGCCCAGGGUGAGCUAUCUGACGUUGGUCACAGACAAAGUGAAGAAGCACUUUCACAAGGUGAUGAGACAGGAAGACGUGGAGGAGAUGUGGUUCGAGUACGAAGGAACGCCUUUAAAAUGGCACUACCCGAUCGGCGUGCUGUUUGAUCUCCACGCCUCCAACACUGCCCUGCCCUGGAGCAUCACUGUGCAUUUUAAGGACUUCCCCGAGAGGGACCUGCUCCACUGCCCCUCCAACUCUGUGAUCGAGGCCCACUUCAUGUCCUGCAUCAAGGAGGCGGACGCCCUGAAGCACAAAGGACAGGUGGUCAACGAGAUGCAGAAGAAGGACCACAAGCAGCUGUGGAUGGGCCUGCAGAACGAUAAGUUUGACCAGUUCUGGGCCAUGAACAGGAAGCUGAUGGAAUAUACAACAGAGGAAGGCGGAUUCCGCUACAUCCCCUUCAGAAUAUACCAGACGAUGAGUGACAGGCCAUUCAUCCAAAAGCUGUUCCGCCCCGUCUCACCGGAUGGACAUGCCCAUACCCUGGGGGACCUGCUGAAGGAGAUGUUCCCUGCUGCCAUACCCCAGGAUGAUGAACAGAAGAAGUACCAGGUGAUUAUUCAUGGCAUUGAGCCCAUGCUGGAAACCCCUAUCCAGUGGCUGAGUGAACACCUGAGUCACCCAGACAACUUCCUGCACAUCAGCAUCAUCCCGGCGCCUAGCGACUGAGGACAUCCUCCCGUUGCCUAGCAGCCAAGACACCAUCCCCUGGAGUGCCACGGGAUGCAUCUUUUUAUCAUUGCUCUCUGAAACUGGAAACUCUACAGGAGGAACUCUCUCUUUCCCUCUUUCCAUGGCUCUUUCACUCACACUCUGUUUCAGUUAACCCCCCCUCCGCCCCCCUUGCCCCUCACUCUGGAGUUCUCCAAAGUAAGUUAACCAGAGAAGCCUCUGUGCCGAAAGCCAAACAAGGAUUCGCAACAAGAUCUGACUGAGAGAAAAGAGGGAUGCUGGUGCAGCUGUCUCCUUCCCGCAGCCUUCGUCCUCCUCCUCUUCCUCCGCUCGACGCACUGUGUGAGUCACCCUCCGCCCCCCUUCUUCCCAGGCCCCCGGCCUUCCAUCGGAGAGGAAGUGUCGAGUGCGGACGACAUCCAGACAAACAACCAGACGGAUUAACAAACAAACAGACGGGUGCGUUUCCUGGGGCGAGCCAAGCCGAGCCGCUCCGCCGGGACUGCUGCAGGUGAUACCUGACUGACCCGAGCUUAUUUGUCGUCACCCUCCCCCCACAGAGAAUCCACUACAGAGAUCUUUUUCCUGUCUGUAACUUACUGCCCAUCCUCUCUUAGAUCUCAGAUCCCCCCCCCCCCCUUCUCUCGACUAAUUAUCAGAAGGCAUUCUGUGCUUCGUUAAUUAGACCGCUAAAGGUCUCUUUCCUCUCUCAGGCGGUGUGUAAUGUGCAUGGGGGGUGUAAUUAUUUUAAUGGUUCACAGUUUUGACAUUAUUUAUAGGGCAGUUGGGAAGUUGGAGAGGGGGUAUGGUGGGGUGACCGAGGUGUGAAAAGAGGGAAUGGAAUUCUCUCUGUCUGCUCUGGCUCCUUUCAUGUCAAACCCUCCAAUUAGUUUUGGGUCGCUGUUGGAAGAUAGCACGGUGAAAGGCAGCGCGUCCUUGGCUUCUCAUGUCCAUGUGGUCGUGUAGUGAUCAGUUCAGGCAAGUUUUUAUAUACAUACAUAUAUAUAUAUCUACACAUAUACAUAUACAUGUAUAUAUACAUACAUAUACACUAACACAUACACAUAUGCAAAACAGGAGGAAUGUGACAUCUUGCUUUGUCUUCUUUAUUACGGGCUGAAUCAGUGCACGAGGGAGAUGGAGGUCGUUAGCGUUGCGGGGACUCGUCAUCACCCAAAGAGACGAGCGCAGAGUCUGUGGUGAAUGAACAGAAACGCAGUCAGCAUCUUUAGGAGUUCUGACAAACAUCUCGUCACUCUUUCACAUUUUUUUCAUCUGCCCUGCUGUUGACCCACCCCCCGCCCCCUCCUCCUCUCCCCCUUCCCGGUCUGGGCAGAGCUGCAGUUUCCAGUGAGGGGCAUGAUUCCCGGCGAUUUACAGAAAUGUGUCUUCAUGCCAUCGUGCGGGUGAAUUCUGCACCAAAGAGGCCUCUCACUGGGAACCCAGGCAUUGGUAGAGAUUGGAUUUUUCUAUUUUCUUUUCUUUUUUUUUUUUAAUCGAUUAAUCUGAUUUUUCCAACUCUGUCGGAAAGGAAGGGACAUUCAGCGUUGUCGGGUUAAAACGGAGCGGAGAGGUCAGAGGUCAGCGCAGUGGGCGAGGUCGGCGCUGUGCCGUCCCAGGGGCCUCGGCCCGCCUUCUCGAGAGCCCAAGUUCAGACGCGUCCGUGCGUCCUUCUCCGAUCCGCUGAGCCGGCCUGCAUCAGCGGCUGAACUCCCCGACCCUGUGCACCGAUGGUGAAAUGGGUGAAACUCCACAGGCAGAAACACAUUUGCUUGCGUUUUUUUGCAUUUCGGGGGGUCACAGAGUUCUGCGGGGGCGCGCGCACACACACACACACACACACACACACACACACACACACACACAGACGGGGCGCAAAUGAGCCGCAGCUGAGAGAAAUUAUUUAUUUGUAGGAACCUGUGAGUCCCCGCUUCCCAUGGCGGCGUCACCACCGCGCUUUACAAACUCUGUGGAAACCAGAAUGAUCGCAACGGCCGUCUCCCGUCCACUGAAGAAUUCUCAGCAUAGUUUAGCUUGAGCGUAGUCCUCGCGUCCGCACAAAGCGUCUCUGCGCCAGAGCAUGUUUACAAACAGCAGAGUCCGUUUCUCUUUCGCACACCCGGCUGGAAGGAGAUCUGUUGCAGAGGAGCGGUGUUGGACAGGCACGAAUGGAAAAGAGUUGUGCAAUUGAUUUCUUCCAGACUGGUCAUCUGUUCUCGGUUUCCUUUUUGGAGUGCUCGGUUCCAGCUGUCACGACUUGAUGUGUGACGGGGACGCCAUUGCGGCUCCGGAGCUUUGCCUCCAAAUUGUUUAACGAAUUCAUGACAUAACAGAACAGCCCAAUUAACACGGCAGAUUAAUAAAACCGUCAGGUUUCCCCUCUGUAGCUUUGUAAUGACACAUGUGCAUUUAAUUUCUC
Megalops cyprinoides (Indo-Pacific tarpon) is the source of this 3386-nucleotide messenger RNA. RefSeq names its product ATG5 autophagy related 5 homolog (S. cerevisiae) (gene atg5). Bases 137 to 964 code for a protein of 275 amino acids. The transcript is spliced from 8 exons. The record is from RefSeq and is a predicted model, not a curated record. Lineage: Eukaryota; Metazoa; Chordata; Actinopteri; Elopiformes; Megalopidae. Gene Ontology annotation, cellular component: phagophore assembly site membrane; Atg12-Atg5-Atg16 complex; cytoplasm. Gene Ontology annotation, biological process: C-terminal protein lipidation; cellular response to nitrogen starvation; nucleophagy.